Aspergillus fischeri NRRL 181 is the source of this 354-nucleotide messenger RNA. RefSeq lists its product as uncharacterized. NCBI's taxonomy places the organism in Eukaryota, Fungi, Ascomycota, Eurotiomycetes, Eurotiales, Aspergillaceae. The record is from RefSeq and is a predicted model, not a curated record. Bases 1 to 354 code for a protein of 117 amino acids. The transcript is spliced from 2 exons.
AUGGCACACAGUCAGCUAUUAUUACUACAUGAGACGAAGAAGCAUAUCUUCCCGAUCCCACUAGGCAUACCCACCGGUAUGGCCACGUUUAUUCCCGACGAACAACGGCUAUCCAUGAUAGACGACAACACCGCACCACGCACGACCACAAACCAUCCUACUCCUGAGACACGUUUACCCGCGAACGACGGAAUGGGCACCAAACGCACACCCGCCAAACCGAAAGCCAGCCCAGCCGCAGCCGCUGUAGCCAAGGCGAUUGCGGACGCCCCAGACCUCGCAGCUAUAGCAGCAAAGCAGAUCGAAGACGCCCAGAAAGCCGUGCAAGACAUUGAACUCAGUCAAUCUCACUGA